AUGGGCUUUGUCAACGAUGUAGGCCAGGUAAGCUUAAAAGGACUGGAGCGCAAGGACAAGAAGAACAAACAGAAAAAAGCCAGUCAGCAGACGGAGGGCAAUAAGAAAGCGGGGCAGGAACAGACCGGUAAAAAGCCGCAGCCAAACAACCCGAAACAAGGGCAGGCCCAGCGCCCGCAACAGGCAGCCGAAGGAAAACCGCAACAAUCUCCGCGCGACCGGCAGCCCAAUAAAGAAAAACAGCCCUCCGCAAAGCCACAGCAACAGCAGCAAGCCAAGGGACAGCAGCAGCCCAAACAAGCCCAGCAGCAACAACCUAAGCCUGCAAAACCAGCCGCCGCUGCCGGUAAUAACCCGGAUAAGCAGCCGCAGCAACCCGUACAGGGACAACGCUCACAAAAGCAGCAGGCAGGCAAGGAGCAACGGCCGCAGCAGGCCGCGGGCGAAGCGAAACCACAACAGCAGCCGAAGGAAAAACAACCGCAACAACAACAGAACCCGGCAGGUCAGGGACAGCGUUCCAAGCGCUUCAAUAAGCCUCAGACCGAUGGAGACAAUAGUAGUGGCGCGGCAUAA
Molecule: messenger RNA, 576 nt
Organism: Ostertagia ostertagi
Lineage: Eukaryota; Metazoa; Nematoda; Chromadorea; Rhabditida; Trichostrongylidae
Source: the annotation of a GenBank genome assembly